Messenger RNA from Python bivittatus (Burmese python), 2336 nucleotides. RefSeq names its product adhesion G protein-coupled receptor G5 (gene ADGRG5). Gene Ontology annotation, molecular function: G protein-coupled receptor activity. Gene Ontology annotation, biological process: adenylate cyclase-activating G protein-coupled receptor signaling pathway; cell surface receptor signaling pathway. Lineage: Eukaryota; Metazoa; Chordata; Lepidosauria; Squamata; Pythonidae. Gene Ontology annotation, cellular component: plasma membrane. The record is from RefSeq and is a predicted model, not a curated record.
GGAAGUACUCAAAGAAGCAAAGAACUCAAAGAGUAAACCAAACACGGGAGAAUCAGGAUGCAUCUGAAGACUUUCUUACUAAAGUGCUUGAUCAAGGCGUAACCAGACCAGGAUUGACUCCAAGUCCUCACUGACACCAGGUCCUAAUGUCCUUCCUUCUCUUUUGGGUGAGGCUGUUUGGAGUGUGCUACGUGAUGCAGCAAUGGAUUCCCGAGUGUGCCUUUGCUUUUUUGCCUGCUUGACUUUUGUGAACUCUGCAUCAGCCCUCAGUCCAAUAUGGUUCUCAUUUCCAGACGAAACAGUAGACAUCCAGGACUCAUAUCUCAUUCAGGAAAAGGGAAAAAAUGACGUGAAAGCAGCUAUGAACAGCUUUGAACAGUACCUAGAAUCAGGGUGCCCUUCCGUCGGGAGAGAGAAAGUCAUGGAGAAUUUGGAGGAGACCUUGAUGAAAGUCGAUCUGAGUGAGAAUCUCACUACGGUUCAUCCUGAUGUUCAAACAUUAAUAUUCAUGAUAAACCCCACUGAAUUCAAAGGGAUGACUAUCAGGAGUGAGGACUUACUGGAGUACAAUGAUUCAAGGACAAGACAGAGCCGACAUUCCAUGUAUUUUCCAGAAGCACUCAUGGAGAAGGCCCAAAGCAGGUCUGCAAAGGAGAUGAGGCUGAUCUGCAUUUACCUGAAAGCUUCUUGCCUCUUUCAGGAUAGAAAAAACAGCUCCUUGCUGAAUGAUGACAUCUUAGGGGCCACUCUUGGGAACAUGAGUAUUGCAAACCUCACUCAACCUGUGGAAAUCCGAUUUUGGUAUAAUCAUAAAUUGGUUAAUUCCAGUCUGACCUGUGUUUUUUGGGUGGAAGGAACAGGACAGGACAACCUGGGGGAAUGGAGACGAGAAGGCUGUGAAACCAGCAUCAGCCAUGAGGGUGUUGUUCUCUGCAAAUGCAGCCAUCUCACCUAUUUUGCUGUCCUUCUGCAACUCUCUUCAGACCCUCUGGAUGAAAAGUUACUGACCCCUUUAACCUAUCUUAGUAAUAUUGGCUGCGGAGUCUCAGCUUCAGCUUGUCUGAUCACCAUCCUCUUGUACAUCUUCUCCAGGAAAAUCUAUCACGAUUCCACAACAAAGAUCCACAUCAAUCUUCUGGGAGCCCUUUUCCUUCUCAACAUGUCAUUCCUGAUCAGCCAGCUCUUGGUGAAGUUCCCAUGGCCAUGUAGCACCAUUGCUGCCUUCCUCCACUACUCCUUGCUGUGUAGUUUGACCUGGAUGGCCAUGGAGGGCUUCCAUCUCUACCUGCUGGUGAUCAAAGUCUACAACGCAUACAUAAGCCGUUACCUCCUGAAGCUGGGUGCUGUGGGGUGGGGGUUCCCUGGCUUCAUAAUCCUGAUCAGCUUCCUUAGCAAGAAAGGUAUUUAUGGUCCCUAUACCAUCAUAACCAGCUCUCUGUACAAGAACAGCUCCAUGUGUUGGAUCACCUCUUCCACCUUGCACUAUUCCACCCUUGCUUACGUUGGUGGCACCAUAUUCUUCAACAUGGCUGUCUUGAUUAUAGUGGUGCAGAAACUUAGACAGCUUAGAGCCCACCCUUUCCAUCAGCAUAAGGAACACACCUGCAAAGAUUUGGGAACAGUUCUUGUGGUGACCUGCCUCCUGGGGGCAACCUGGAUAUUGGCCUUCAUGUCCUUUGGGGUCUUCUUAGUUCCACAGAUCUUUCUGUUUACGAUCUUCAAUACGCUCCAAGGAGCCAUAAUUUGUCUCUGGUAUUGCUUGUUACGGUGUCAUUCACCAUCAAGACUCUCAAGUGGAUUUUCUCGUUCAUCUCAAUAACUGCAAUGUCACCUGGUUUGUGAAACCACUGGACCAAAGAAGGUCUUGAGGAUUGCACCCAGAUUCCCAGAAGACAUCUGGGCACUGCUGUCCCAUGCCAUGCCUUGUGGGACACUCUUCCUCCUCACUUGGGUCUGGAAGGAAGAACGUUUUGUCUUCAUGGCAGUAGAAAGAACAAGAAAGUCCUGUGCAAGGACGCCUCCCACUGAAAGACAUUGAAGGAAGACGUCUGAGGCACCAGACAAGGCUCAUGCUUUGCACUAACAAGAUUCUGCCUUGCACUAACAGAGAGGCAGAAUCAGGCCCUAUGACUUCUAUCUCUGCUCCAAACUACAGUCUUGGCCACCCAAUUGGUGUGAGCACUGCUGUUGUAUGGUAAACCAGAAAGUAGAUGAGAAAUGCUAGGUUGGACUUUUUCUUUUCAUAAUUUACAUGCCAAACAUUUCCCCAGCUUGUCUGCAAAUUCAGAGGUUUUUUUUUCUUUGCAUAAUUCAUUUUUCAUUUUCCUUAUUGUACA